Molecule: messenger RNA, 6489 nt
Organism: Pseudo-nitzschia multistriata
Lineage: Eukaryota; Bacillariophyta; Bacillariophyceae; Bacillariales; Bacillariaceae
Source: the annotation of a GenBank genome assembly
CAUUGCUGGAAGAAUAAGAUUUGAAAGUAACACCAUGACCGUCGCUCCUGCAAUUUUUCCAACGCAUUCUGGUGAUCGAGACGCAACGAAUCCCACUAUUGUACGACCGACCGAGGCUCAAUUGAGGUAUGCACAAUUUCAUCACAAACGGCGAGCCCAAGCCGUGAAGCACCGGAUCGAUCGGCUCCACCGAACGCCUCUCCAAGUGACUGUGGUCCUUGCACAAGAGCUGGAGGAAGACAACGAUAACUAUAGCAGCAGGAGUGACUUUAGUGGGACAGACACGAGUGACGUCGACUUGCGUGCCGUCCGACUUUUGCGUCCAAAAAUCACGUCUGGACGCCGAGCACUGCUAAAGAAAUCAAAGCGAAAAUAUCGUCGACGAAAGCGGGAUAUUGCAAAACACGGAUACAGAGGUUGCUUUUUAGACGACAACGAGGAUGAUCAGCUGGAGCGAGGAGAAGCAUCGGAGGGUGAUGAAUUCAUUGACAAAGAUUGGAACGACAUUGACAAGGAAGAAAACGAUGCUAUGCAAGAGAUAUUCAUGACACGGCCGAAACAUCAACGGCGCAGGGCCCGGCGGCAUCGAACACCAAGCGGUGGCAAUGCCCAGAGUUACAAACGAUUCCAAGCUGCGUGCCAUGCCAUGAUGAGGAACAUCCAAACCUCACAAACGAAGGCGGCCCUUCCAGCAAUAGAGGUUCCGUCCAAGCGCUGGACACGGUCGGAAGAACACGUUGCUGCCGCGGCCGCCCAAACGACCGACUUUUAUCGGUAUCGAACCGGAUUGAACGCUAGACGAAUCAAGUCGGGCCGAUCCGCUGCACUCUUGCUGAACUAUGCAUACUACCAACAAAACCAAAAGGACCAUGAUAUGGAUCGGGGUGCUACCUGGUUGACCCAUUUGCCGGCAAAACAAUCCAAGAGGGGCAGCAGCAGUUAUUAUUUUCACAAUCUCGAUGGACUUCCACCUCUGAUAUCCUCGGCAAACGAUGAAGGAGAGGAUGAACAAUAUUACGAUGGCGAUGGCAACGAAUCCUCUAUAACCUUAUCCAUGAGGCAACCGGGACCAGCAAAGUUUCAUCGCCUUAUGGCCUACGUGCAGCAACGACUCAUCGAAAAAGAAAAAAAAGAAAAGGAACAUGACGAAAACAACCACCAGCAAAAAAUUUUAAUGUUUGAAGGAAUUCAAAAUAAGAGCAGCAGUCCGGAAAAGAGUCGAACUAGAGAGAUUAUCGAAUCCCUGGAACCGAAAAGCGAAAACACUAACAGGAGCACUCGGAUUCGACAAAUGGCUGAGUCUAUAGAAGGAAAGUCGUCGAGGGGAACACCGACUAUCACACUGAGAAGUGGUACACCGUUUUCUGGAUUUUCCUCCCAAGGAUCGCAACGAAAUAGACGGGGCAAAUCGCGGUAUGUUCCGAGAGUGAGGCUUCGCGACUUUGUUGUCGAAGGAACUGACGAAGACGACAACGGCGAAAAACCAACACCUUUGCCCCCCAGGAAAUUGUCGGAACGAUUCCAACAAGAAGACGACGAUGGCAGCAGUGAUAAAAAUGAAUUGUUCUCACCUCCAAAAAUAAGACUCCGAGACUCUUUCAUUGGAAACGAAGAAAAGGACACGGAAACCAAUAACCGGACUCGAGAAAUUGCUCUUGCUUUUGAGGCUGAUCAAGAUAACGGUGUAGGGGGAAGCAAAGUCAAUCAACUUCGAGAAUCGUUGGAACCCAAAACUACGCCGAAAAUAAAGCUAAAGAAAGAUUUUUUCGGGAACGACACUGAUGAAAAAAAGAUAACCGAGCGAGAACCGUCUCAUAUUUCCCGAUCAAACGUUGAUCGGCUCUCCAGACAAUUUCAAGGACAGCAAGAGCGACUUGAAGGCUUGGAUAGUCCCUCGACUGAGGUGCUCAAUGAAUUUUCGUCGCACAUAGAUCCACGCAUCUUUGAACAAUUCCAGGAUGAAGGGUCUAGUAAGCGUCAGUCGGCAGAAACAAAUGUGACUGAAUUCUUCGCUCGAUUGCGCGGGGAACAGCAGCAGCAGCAGCAACAACAACAACAACAACGAGAGCAGCGUGCUGUUGAUCUACCCAUGGAGUCUGUCACCCAACCAGCCUCACCCGAUAGAGACUUUGAUGAAAUAUCGGAGAUUUCGCGUGCAUCAAAUCUUUCAGGAUUGUGGAGCAGAGGACGAAACAGUCUAAACACUAUUACCUCUAAUCUCAACACUAUUGCCGAGAACCAAACAAACAAAGGCAAGGCGCUGCUGUCGCCUGAACUCAUAGGGCGAGCAACCCAUGUUUCUGGAAAAGUGAGUGGAUUGUUGAACAAAUUCAGAGGUGUACCCGAAGAUAGUGAAGACGUUGACGAAAUAGACGAGCAACACGAACACUUCAACGUGUCUCAGGAUUCCAUUCAGUUACAAAAGCAAAAUAUUGAUUUGUCGACACCUCUAAAAUUAGUUCAUUCACCAUCUGCAGAUAGCCACGAGGCUCUUCGUGCUUAUCGAAUGAAUCGGGCAUCAAUGUCGCCCGAAGAAACCGACAAAAUGUCAGAUGCAUCAUCGUUUCACGCUUUACCGGACCAGAUUCGAAUGGUUGUUCAGAACUCAGGAGAAAAGCCUCCGAAAAAAUCUCUCCGUACUUCUACCACAGCACCGACCACAAGUCAAACCCAACCCCUACACAAUGACCAGUACGAAAGCCCUAUUCGUUCUACAAUAACUCAAUCUACGUUGUCGCAGUCCGAGUUAUCUAACGAACAAUACAAACGGGCGCAUGGAAGGUUCAUCAAUAAUUCAGCCUUGUUAGGAGGAGAAUUUCAGCACGAAACCAUUAUUGACACCGACGGGACACAGAGCGAUGCAAGUGGAACAGCCGAUGUAAAUCCGCAAACACUGGCGAGCUUAAUGAUGUCCCCCGAUAUGCUACAGAAGCGGCUGAAACAAGCGAUCGCUUCUGUGGAAAAGAGAAAAUGGGAUCAAGUAUUGUUUUUGAUCAAUGCGAAUCCAUGGCUUGCGGAGAUGAAAGAAUUGACAACAAAUCAGUUUUUGUUGCACAAGCUUGCUUUCUUUGGCAAGGGAACUCCGUCUGCCCCCAUGAGUCUAAGCGAGCAGCUUGUGGAGAAGUUUCCAGCAGCUGUUUACAAGUUCGAUCAAGAUGGGAACGUACCUCUUCAUCUCGCAGCAGCUGCCGGCAAUGUUCAGAUGAUCCAAAUGCUUGGAGAGAAGUUUGAGAGCGGGGCAUCAAUUCGAAACGAAGAUGGAAUGCUGCCUCUUCAUUAUGCAAUUGCGUCUUUUGCAGAAUUUGAUAGUGAACAAGUCGAUGGAGUACAUUCCCAGCCGUUGAGUGUGCUGAAGACAUUGUUGAAACUAUUCCCCAAAGCCGUUGCAAUUGCAGACAAUGACGGUAAUCUACCACUCCACGUGGCUUCUGAGUGUCUGGAAGGUGGAAUUGGAGUUGAUGUUAUCUUUUUGCUAAUGGAUGAGGCAGAGCGUCAACUUCAAGAUCCCUACGGGGCUCGUUUUCGCAACAAAGUAAAAAUAGAAGAUCUUAUGGACGAUGAUAUGUCAGCUCGAACAAUGUCAACGGCGAGGGAUACGGAUGUGUCGGCAAUGGACAGUGAAAUGCCGUGCACCGUGGUUCUCAAUAACUUCAACGAGACUCCCCUUCUGGUAGCAAUAAGAUCACAUAAGGGAUGGGAAAUGAUAGAGGCACUUGUUAGUGGCCCUGGAGGACGCAAAGCUGCUUUGUGUCAAGACACGGACAAGAACAACGCGCUUCAUUUGCUUGUUGGAGAAUUUCAAGAUGCCACAGCUGCAAUGGUAAGUUAAUCUUGAAUUCACUGUUUCCAAACUUUAAACGGUUGUGAUUUUGUUUUUUUUAUCUACAGCUUGUUUGUGAUUUAUUCGAAAGCCGCUAAUGUGUUUUUUUGUGGUGUCCACGAUUACUACAGUCUAUUCUUAAAGUCGUUCCAGAAUCUGCAUUGCAACGAAAUGCCGCGGGAAUCCUUCCUAUUGAAAUUGCAUGCAUGCAGCUGAUGCCAGAGGAAGUUGUUCUCGCAAUCGCCCUUGUUGAUCUGCCCGUCAACAUUGAUGAUAGGGAUGGACUAAAGGUGAUCAAAGAUCGCGGUGAAAGCUGGAUUUUUUUGACUUGCGAUAGUGAUGAUCACAUGGUCAAUGUCGUUGAGGAGAUUGUGUCGAUCUGCUCCUUCCAACAACUUCAGGAACUGUGUUUCAUGACAGAGCAAGGUUCGGAAAAUGCAAUAAUCGAUAGGGCCACUCCAAAAUGUCGAGAAGCAUUGAACCGUGCAUUGCGAUUUCUUGGACGAUUUGAAUUUGUGGGUGACGGGCCCCUAUUCUCGGAUAUGCAAACUGGAUUCAAGGCUUUCGAUGCUCUGGAUUUUGGUGACAGUGAAGCAGGGAAAAGAGUUCUUCUGGAAUGCUACAAGAACGAGUUUGAUUUUGAAAACAGGUGCUACACCAUGUUCGAGGUGGAAUUGGAGAGCAAUUUCGUUGAAGAAGUCAAUGUCUAUGUGGAACAUUUGGAUGACGAUAGCGCUUCGAAAACAACCUCGGAAGAGAUACAACAACAACGAUGCGUUGCCAUCGAACGCCCCCGACUUACUUUGGACAAAGUUGUGGAGGGCAUAUCGAAAAAUGGUGCCUAUGAGAACAACAAACAUUUACGGCUCAAAUACUCCGCGAAACUGUGUAGCGUGUUACGGCUGAUCGGAAAAGCCCUCCGCCACUUGCAUUCGGCUGGUGUGGUGCACGGAAAUGUCAGCUUGGAGACCUGUGGAAAGUUCGAUGAUUCUAUGUGGAAGCUCUCGGAGCGAUUAGACGUGCAGGCCAUAGGAAAACCGUUCGACCCCACCCGAUUUCGAAAAUCUUUCCCUCCCGAGUCUCUCGAGUCGUUGCCGAUCAACGAUGGAGAACAACGAGAUGGCAUGGUGUUUGAUUCCGACGGUCCCACGGUGACUUUUGUCACCGACAUGUUGGCAGAUCCUUCGAUAGAUAUCUGGGCCUUUGGAAAAAUUUGCUACGAGUGCUUGGUGGGCAAGCCCCUGAUUGAAUUCGACGCAAGUAACAGCGACAGUCCAUCGGACGACGUGAUAGCCUUGUUGCAAACCUCCGAAUGGAAUGAAUCAAACAUGGAAACAGUCUUUGACGAUCUCGUGGAGUCCGGCAUCGGCGAAAGCGGGGCCGAUAUGGUCACAUCGUGCUUAUUCCCGCAACCAGAGCAACGACCGGCCGACAUGGACGAGAUUCUAGACAAUCCAUUCUGGCAGGAGAUUCGUCGCCAUCGAUCACCGAGAAAAGGUCGCGGGGGUCGAAAAGAAGGUAGUAUCGAAAGCACCGUCAGCCUUUUCACAGACGUUGAGAAAUAUGAAGUUUGAAAAGUUCACUACUUACAAGUGAGAAAGGCUUCGAAUCACAAAAAAGUCUUGAUUGUACCGUACGAUCAUACAGUUUGGUGCGACUCGAACAACAGAUAUCUGGUACCAGGUAAUGUGUAGGACUCGGUUUAAAAUACUUGUUGAUGCUGUUACUCGUGUGCAUAGUUCUAGUUCCUGGAUUCAUCUUCUAAAAGAAAACAUACCAUCACCUAAUGCUUUUCGCCUGGAACUUACAAUACACAAUACACCAUUUGUGUAGAUAAUUAUAAGUAGAAGAUAGGAAAGGUAUGAAUCCAUGUACGGUACGUUGGAUUUUGGAUUUUCCUCAAAUGCAUUUGAGCAAGAUUUUUUCGGUUCCUAUGCUCGACGUACGUAGACUACUACGAACGUACUUCUAGUACUUUUUGAUGUUCGAUGCGCUUCUACGGAGGUACGACUGACGACUUCGAGUACCCCCUUACGUACUUCCAGUACAAAACGGUACGAGUACGAGACAACCUAGACUUACUUUCAAUGCUCUCUUGUCAAAGAUCUUACCGUACGAUCAAGUUCUACGUAGAGUAUCGAUUCGUACAGUAGAAUUUUGAGCUAACGAACGAAUUCGGACCUUUUCUUAUUCUUUUGAAUACAACAUACUGUGAUAUCUCUUUGUUGUUCUGUCAGGUCCAGAGUCAACCAUGCUGGUCCCUUUUAAAUAUCUUGUAAAUCCCAUUGCUAUCCUCCUGCUUGCGGGAAGUGUUGCUUCAGCAACCAUUCGUCGCAAGCAGAGUAGCAUCGAUAACCAAAACCAAUCCGAUAGCAAGCAUGAACGUUGUUUGCUCCAAUCGGAUCAUCCCGACCGAAUGACCUCCUUCCCGGGUUGGGAUCAGCCGUUGCCAUCCGCGUGGUAUUCAGGAUGUAAGUAGAGUAGUUCCCGAUGUGAUACGAUGGGUGGAUCAUCAAAAAACCUGCCGAGAAUGCGUUAUCUGAAUCUCUGGUGGAAUAUUUCAAUUCAUUGGCACGACUGACUGAUUCACUUUUGUCAUACGCUGUUUCUCCAUCAUGCAAUUCACCAGAUCUUGAUUACGAGUUGGAAGGUCAGAUGAUCCACACCCA